UCUAGAGUAGGUCUCUCCUUUUGCCUGCGGCGUGAGUGCAGAGUGCGAACUGCGGCAGCCGGAGUCAUGGCAGGACAGGCAUUCAGAAAGUUUCUUCCCCUCUUUGACCGAGUAUUAGUUGAAAGAAGUGCAGCCGAAACUGUAACCAAAGGAGGCAUUAUGCUUCCAGAAAAAUCACAAGGAAAAGUAUUGCAAGCAACGGUGGUAGCUGUUGGAUCAGGCUCUAAAGGAAAGGGUGGAGAGAUUCAGCCAGUUAGUGUGAAAGUUGGAGAUAAAGUUCUUCUCCCAGAAUAUGGAGGCACCAAUGUAGUUCUAGACGACAAGGAUUAUUUCUUAUUUAGAGAUGGUGACAUUCUUGGGAAAUAUGUUGACUGAAAUAAGUCACUAUUGAAAUGGCAUCACUUGAAGCUGCCCAUUCCACUGAAGUUCUGAAAUCUUUCAUCAUGUAAAUAAUUUCCAUGUUCCUCUUUUAUAAUAAACUAAGGAUAUCCAAGCUAAUGACA
Molecule: messenger RNA, 503 nt
Organism: Cervus elaphus (red deer)
Lineage: Eukaryota; Metazoa; Chordata; Mammalia; Artiodactyla; Cervidae
Product: 10 kDa heat shock protein, mitochondrial-like
Exons: 1
Coding region: 67-375 (102 amino acids)
Cellular component (GO): mitochondrial matrix
Molecular function (GO): metal ion binding; protein folding chaperone; ATP binding
Source: RefSeq, a predicted model, not a curated record